AUGACCGUCGGUCGGAGGGGAAUCCUCUAAACCUCGAAGCCACGUAUAAAAUCGACUCCUGCUUGCAGCGUCGCGAAACCCUAACCCUAGCUCGGAUAUCCUUCAGCCAUGGAGACGGCCAGGACCGUGAAGGACGUCUCGCCUCACGAUUUCGUGAAGGCGUAUGCCGCCCACCUCAAGCGAUCCGGAAAGAUGGAACUUCCUCACUGGACCGAUAUUGUGAAGACUGGGAGGUUCAAGGAGCUUGCUCCUUAUGACCCUGAUUGGUACUACAUCAGAGCUGCUUCGAUGGCGAGAAAAAUCUAUCUGAGACAGGGUAUUGGUGUUGGUGGUUUCCAGAAGAUAUAUGGAGGGCGCAAGAGAAAUGGAUCCCGUCCACCACAUUUUUGCAAGAGCAGUGGUGCAAUAGCUCGCCACAUCUUGCAACAAUUGCAGGACUCGAACAUCAUUGAAAUUGAUCCAAGAGGUGGGAGGAAAAUAACUUCUCAGGGACAACGUGAUCUAGAUCAAGUAGCAGGCCGGAUUGUUGUUGUACCUUGAUGAGUUCCUGUGGUUCUGGUCCCUUAUCUAUGAAGAGAUAUAUUUGGUCAUGAUCUUCGGUAGUUUUGGUUUAAUUUGUCAACUUCAAGCUUGAUGUAGGUGUUGCGUGAAAACCUUUAUUUUCAAUUUAGUAUUGUAAACUCAGUUUUAUCCAUUGUCUAAUAUGUUAGUAAUGAUCUGAAAUAUUGGAACAUCACCAUUGUUGGGCUGGUCAAUGGGUGCCAACUUUUGUCAAAGCUCUAGUAAUGAUAUGUUGAAAUUCCAGUUGGAUUUCAGUUGGA
This is a messenger RNA of Phoenix dactylifera (date palm), 821 nucleotides long. RefSeq names its product small ribosomal subunit protein eS19z-like. Gene Ontology annotation, molecular function: RNA binding; structural constituent of ribosome. The record is from RefSeq and is a predicted model, not a curated record. Gene Ontology annotation, biological process: ribosomal small subunit assembly; translation. Gene Ontology annotation, cellular component: ribosome; cytosolic small ribosomal subunit. NCBI's taxonomy places the organism in Eukaryota, Viridiplantae, Streptophyta, Magnoliopsida, Arecales, Arecaceae.